Messenger RNA from Apis mellifera (honey bee), 8100 nucleotides. RefSeq lists its product as uncharacterized. The transcript has 9 exons. NCBI's taxonomy places the organism in Eukaryota, Metazoa, Arthropoda, Insecta, Hymenoptera, Apidae. Bases 296 to 4315 code for a protein of 1339 amino acids. The record is from RefSeq and is a predicted model, not a curated record.
UCACGAAGAGCUGUCACUGGCUGGGUCAGUUGGCAACAGACCUUCGAGGUGGUCAUAACUGCUUGUGCUGUCCUAAUCCUGCAUCCGUCAAAACUCUCUUAUCGAGUUUGCAUGUAAAGAAUAGUCGAAAGAGUUCUCGUGUGUGCUGUGACAGAAAAGAUAUAACAGCGAGGAACGAAUUCACGAGUGCGUCGAUAGUUCGGGAAAACCAUGGAGCUCGUUAGGAUCAUUUGACCCACGGGAACGACUCCAGGCUCGGUGGAUCGUGCUACCUCGCGUGAUAUUACAAAUCGGUAUGCACUGCCUAGGCGCGGUGACAGGAGGCAUUCCCAGCCCGAAUGGGGUUGGCGGUCGGGGUGGCAUUCUUAGCAUGUUCCGAGCCCUUGGAGUCCUAGUGUGCGAGGGGAGGAUUCAGGGCCCUCCACGUGGUUACAAAGAGGGCCCACAUUGUGCAGCUCCUACGCAGACGGUGCCUAACGACCAUGUGUGCGAGGAAGAUAAUUACCUGUGCGAUCGAUAUCUUGUGCUGGUCCGAGAGAUCGCGGACCGUGUUGCAAUCGGCUCGUUCCUGUGCAUCGAGGUAGUGUUGUGCAGCAACUGUCCAUGCGGUUUGGCGAAAUGCACGAACAAGAAUCCGAUCUGCACCGUGCCGUCCUUAUCAAUUUCACCAUGGCAACAAGCGUCGGAGAUGCUGCUGGAGUAUUGGUGUGUUUGCGUCGUUCCUAGCAAGAGUCCAGAGACCAUGAACUUCUAUGGAUUAUAUCAGGCGGUUCGUUCGCGACUUCACUUCAGCCAAGUCGCUGCUUGGUGGUCGAGGAGCAACGGUACCGAUCCCAGUUACAUCGUGACGAGAAUGGUGCCCUACAACGAAGACAAUCUGAGAAAGUUUCGCGAAACCCCCGUGGAGCACACGUUCCCUUUGGCCGGCAACAGUGAUGGAAAUUCCAUAAAAGUCACCGUGUGGGCACUGCCGAGGAUGGAGGAGGUGCCGGUUCUCACCUGCCCGUUGCACCCGAUCAAAGAGAAAGACGAGGAGGGUGUCGCGAGGGCUUUGACACCCACCAAGGCUAUCCCGGUUCCCAGCGCUCCGCAAAAUCCUGAAGGCCUUGUUUUGCCUGCUUUAGUGGACGACAGACUGCAGACGCCUUGCAACAAACCUGGAAAGCAUCAUUGCCCGUGCGAGGAGGAGGACAUUCCACCACCAUCACCAGUGAUUUCGAGACAAAACCGCGAGAGGAAACGUCGCAGGUCCCUUCCCUGUGGUCCCACGGACACGAGCAAUUGCGUAACGAUUCAACCGAUAGCUCUGCCCUCGGUGCAGGAAACUGUGGCGCAAGAAACGAAGGAUGGUCAGAGUUCGAGUUAUCCGAAAUGCCCGUCCGAGAUCGCGAACAAUCGUAGCGUGAAGUCUGUGGCGCAGAGCCAGAGCUGCAAGUUGGAGGAGAACGCCAUCAGGAAUCGUAAGAAUUUGAACGCCGAUAAUCUGGAGCGGUGUUUCAAGACGCAGUUGAACAUCGACGGGCGGGAGGGGAACGUGGAGAAGCGGUACAAGCGAACGAUCGAGGAUUCCGAGUUGAAAUCGAAUUGCAAGGAGAAACAGUGCAAUUUGGAGAAGAAGCACAAGGAGGCGGACAAGUCUGGGGAGAAGAACGGAAUAUUGGAGAAUUUGAUACCGUUCAACUCCUCGUUGCCAUGGUCGUUCGUCGAGUCUUGGAACAACAGCAACGCGAGCGGCAAGUGUGCUUUUCAAAGUUUGCGCGGGAGCAGGGAAAGCUCAUAUUUCAACGAUUCCGAGAGAAUGAACAAACCGCCGGUGAACAAGGAUUCGAGCCUCGUGAUCAAUCCGUUUAGGCAGCCUAGUCCGUUCCACGAAUCAAAUCCCGGUCCUUCGACGAAUAACCGACUCAAGCAAGACUCCUCUUGCAUGGUGCAUCAAAGCUGCGUGAAAUCGUCGAACAAAUUGUCCGGCUCCGAAGCGAAUCCCGGGGUGGAAGCUCUGGAGGAGGGGGGGAACAAUAGGGGAAGGUCGGGGAAGGAUUUGAGCCAAUUGAUAUCGAAACUGUCGUUCCCCGAGGAGAAGGAGAAGUCGAAGGAGGAGGGAGGUUUCUUGGAUUGGUUCAGCAAAGUUCCUGGCCGAGUUCUCGGAGUGGCGCCGACCAGUGGCUUCGUGGAGAACAAGGUGAAAGCGACAAAUUUAAAGAGUCAAGAGCAACAGCACGGGAACGAAGUGAGAUUCAAAAACUGCAACUUGGAGUUGAGUCAGCAGGAAUUCGACGAGGUUCUGGCUGUCUUGAGGGCUCGCACGCCGUCAGAGCGGAAGAGGACGGGUAUCAGGGCGAUCAAGAAGCGGGAGAAGUUGGAGAAAUCCGUGGAGGACGGAUCGGACAAGCCCGUGGUAGGGAAGUACGCGAAUUUGGAGAGCAUCGAGUGUUCGACGAACAACAUGGUGAACCGCACGAAGGCCUGCGAGGGUUGUAACCACAAGUUGUGCAGGAAAAACGACCAACAAGCUUUAGAGAAGACCAAUUUCGUUGAGAUUUAUGGCAAUAAGAAUAUUUAUAAUCCUCAGAAACGCGAGAAACUCGAGAGCGACGACUCGAGCGAGGAUCUGCAGCCGAUCAAAUGCAAUAAUAAUUCGGAGAAACGGGCGAACGACGGUAUGGACUGUUUGCAGAACGUAUCGAACAAAGCGGACAUAUUAUUGGGAGCAAUUUUACGUACCAGCAAAGACCGAGGGAAUCCAACGGAGAUCCCGAACGGGACCAAAUCGAGGUCCGUGUUGCCAACGGCCAUCAACGAAACGGAAAGCAAUCGAAAUAAUAACGUAGGUUGUGAGAAGAGCAGGGGCCAGGAGCAGAAAACCGUGGCGUUGGAGGACGAGAAGUUCCUGCCUAUGGCGCUCAACAAGAGGUUCAAUCGGUUCCGCCAACUCUUCAAAAAGGAACAAGAGAAAAAAGUUGCUUCAACGGCGGACGACAAUUCGCAAGAACACGCGACACAACACUUGGGUCAACGUUCGUUCUCGUACAACAAUGUCCAGCCAAGCCUGCACGAUCCAAAAAAUUUGAGGGACAGCAAAGCGAAGAGGAGGAUAGACUUCUCAAACUUUGGCGGGGAGAGGGAGGCGGGAAAGCGCGACGCAAGAGCUGAUGCUUCGGAGCUUAGUACAAAUGGCGCACAUCAAAAUUCUUCACGAAUCUAUUAUAGUACAAAUUACAAAGAGGACAGCGGCGACUACGACGAUGUCGAGGUGUCCAAAUGGGAAAAUAGACUGCAUAGUACAAACGUGGAUGAUGGGGUGACGGAGCUCGACGACGACGAGGAGGAGGAGGACGAAACUGUAUCGAAACUUUGCUCGAAGGAUUCCGUUUCGAAUGUCGGGAAGAAAAUUCGGAGCUGCAAUCUCGGCAAAGACAUCGUCACGGAUGACGACGAGACAACGGACAAGGCUGUACCCACUGCCAUCGAGCAGGAGAGAUUUCGCCGUUCCUUGGAGAACGCGGCUUCGAUGGUUUUUCACAGUAGAACAGGCUUGCCCUUGACGUCCAGUCCGGCUCCGUUGAGAAGGGGCAGCUGCUGCUUCGAUUACGAUAGCAGUCUGAAUUCUGUCUCCUCGAAGAGAAGCGCUCUGUUCGAAUUGAACACCCCGCCGAGUCCCGGCGCAGUGUCAUUGGAAGAGGCUGAUCGAGAGGCCGAGAAUGCAGGCGAAGGGGAGGAAACACCGAAAAGACGCUCGACUUCCCGCAGUAGACCGCAGAGUCACGCCCUUCUAGGCAGCUUCGAGGAAUCGGCUUUGAACGGUAGACUCGAACCAGUGUCGACCGUUCACGGUUUCACGGCGGAAUUGGGCGCCAGUGGUUCCUUCUGUCCGAAACAUCGAAAGCUUCCAGUCACUGUGUUCUUCUAUACGCUUGGUGACAAUGAUAAAGUUUCUACGCCCUAUCUCGCACAUAUAAAUUUGGGCAAAAAGGGCUAUCAAGUACCGAGAAGCGGUACUAUCCAAGUAACGCUUCUCAAUCCUUUGGGUACAGUCGUUAAAAUGUUCGUAGUACUGUACGAUCUUUCUGAUAUGCCACCACGAUCUCAUACUUUUUUACGUCAGAGAACAUUGCGGGACAAAACACUACGCUACCUCGUACAUCUUAGAUUUAUGUCCGGUAAGUCAGGCCGAAUUUACUUGCACACGGACAUUCGUAUGAUUAUUUGUCGCAAGUCCGAUGUGGACACAGCGUCGGAUUUCGGGUCAGAACCACCAAAGGAAUUACGAAGCUAUAUCCAUGGCCCUACCAAUCCGAAAUUUUCGCCAAGGUGCUGAGCCACAUGGCUCUUUCCAUGGGGUUGCUGUCAAUCACUUCGCUCGCCUAGUCCCCUUUGCGCAGAGGUUUAACAGAGAUCAAUUUUUUUUUUUUUUUUUUUUUUUUGAGACAUUCGGAGACAGGUCUUCCCUUUGGGAUUCGAUAUUAUAAAUGGAAAAGUAUGAAAGUUGAGAGAAAAACGAGUAGCAUUUACUUACAAAAAGAAUUCUGGAUCUUUGUAAAAGGAGGGAAAGAAAACCUUUGUGGAAAUGGUCUUCUCGAGAGGAGGAAAGAAGAUGUAAAAAAAAGGAUGGUUAAGUCGAGAGAAAGAUUUUAUAGUCAGAUCAUGCUUCGCAAAAAAAAGAAAAAAAAAAAAAAGAAAAAAAAAAGAAAGAAAGAAAGAAGUAUCAUCAUAUUUUGAGAUGAUUUUCGAGAAAGGGAGAACACAAUUUAAGCAAUUCUUGAAGAAAGUUUCGAAAGAAAAGAUUGUUUUUUUCGCGAAAAAAAUAUUUCAGAGAUAGGAGCAAGGAGCAAGGCAUACUAAGGGGACUAAUUUCGAAUAUUUGCCAUUUCAGUACGAAUUAUUUUGCUUAUCGUUAAGCACAAAUUUAUUUUCUUUCUUUUCCAUUUAUUGAUAAUAUUAUUUUUUUAACGCGAAAAACAAAGCGUGUGUUAAAUGUUUAUUUAUGAAGAUCGUCUUUGGUUUUAAUUUCAUAAUUAAUGGAUCGAAAUUUUUAGUUGAAUUAAAGUUGUGUCGUUUUUCGUUGAAAUUAAUUUACGCGCUCCAAUUUGAAUUUUUGGCGAAGAUUGCCGCUUUGAAUUUUUGUCUUUCAUAUUUAUUGCGACAGAACAUGUUCGUUCUAGUCGCGUUUUUUUUUUUUUCGAAUGGAAACGAAUAAAAGUUUCUAAUUAUUCGAGUUCGUCAAUUUAAUCAAUAAGUUGGACGAUCUCCUUGGAAGGCCAUCUCCUCAAUAUAUUGUUGUAAAUAUAAGUCAUAUGUAAAGUCGAAUAAGAAUUUUUUUAAAAAGGGAUGAUACUGUCAUGUGUGUGUAGCACCAUAAAGAAAAAAAGAAAAAAAAGAAAAAGAAUGAAAGAAAAAAAAAAAUAAGUGAUACGAGCAUAGAAAAUAUCAAGAAUCGGGUCUCUCGUUGACAUCAAACGUAUCCUCAAACUAUUGUACAAAAGAUGAACAGAGAAACUAUGUGAUCUAGAAAAUCUAGAAGUUUAAAGUGUAAUUUAAAUAGAUGCCAUUUAUCGAUUCGUUGAUAUUUUUCAAGAAGAAAAUUGAAGGGCGAUUAGUAUCGUCGUUUAUUUUAUUAAAAAAAAAAAGAAAAAAAAAACAAUACAAGGAAGAGGAAAGAAAAGAAAUGGAGAAAGAGAAAGAAAAAGAGAGAGAGAGAGAGAGAAAGAGAGAAAGGAAGAAGAAAAUGAAAAAUCUAUCUUUCGUGUGAAAUAAUGUAGCAAUCAACGAGUGGCUGGAUUUACGCGACUUUUCCUGCUCGAAGAAAAAGAAUCAUUAUUUACACGUAUAAACAGAACACAAUUUUGUGUCCGUAGCACUGUGAUGAAUAUUUUGAUAGACUAUAAAGAGUAAUUAUUAUAAAGUAUCUAUUUGAGUAGUGAAUAUGUCCUAGAUUAAUUAAUAAUUAUACUAAUGUCGUAUGAGGAAUGUAAUCGAGCGUAAUUACUAACCGUAAAAAAAACAAAAAAAAAAAACAAAAAAAAAAACAAAAAAAAAAAAUUACAUAUACCUUUCGCAAUCACAAGGCGCUCAUUAUUGUCUCCGUAUUAAAUUGACGUUCGUUUUCUUUAUUUUUCUACGCGCAGAAUGAGACGAAACAUUAGGAAAAUUAAUUUUAGUUACAGAAAUUAUUUUCACGAGCCAUUCGAAUUUCGUCUGAAGAAUCCUUCUAUCUCUAUCUAUUUGGAAAUCGAAAAAUUUCAUCGCCAUUUCGCCUAGAACUAUUCACGACCAAAUUUAUUGUCCAAAUGAAUAAACUACUCAAUUAGGCGGAUUUUCCAAGACUUGCGCUCGCUUUUGGUAAAAAAAAUCUGUUAUUCGAUUAAUUUACACGGUGGAGAUACGUAGACGUAACAGGCGCAUUUUGUGAUUUGUCAGAAGAAAUUUUUCUUUCUAACAUCUUGAUAAGGCAUGACAAGUAUGAUCUAUAGAUAGAUUGACAAAUACGUUUACGUUUUGAUCGACACCGAUCUUGAAUCAAUCGGGAAUAUUAAAAUUCGAUAAGGAAAAGACCUGCGAAGGAGUCGAUACGAUACGUUCGCAAGCUCGAAUCAAGCAGUUUUAAUAACGUUGCAAAAUUUUUUGUAGCACGUGUAUUGUACGGCAAGGAAAUAUAGAGUGUGUAAUCACUGCCAUGCUGUAUAUACAUUGUAGCAUAGAUAAACCGUUGAAUAACAAUUUAAGAGAAAUUCUAGCAAUAGUUUUUUGCCUGAUCGAGAGAUCUUAACAGAAAUUGAAAGCAAAAAGCGGGAUCCGUUGAAGAAAAAUCUCUAAGUCGCACAAUAUUGAUUUUGCACCUUUGUUAAUUUUCUAAUAUUAUCGUUAUUUAUCUCAUUGUUACAAUUAAAUGUUAAUUUUUUUUCUCCAUAAUUUCUAAUAUAUUUCUCCAAUCUGUUACGAAGAUUCAUUUCUUUUUUUUUUUUCGACUGGAUCUCGCUCGCGGAAUGAUUAGAAAAAUGAAAUGAAUAUAUUCUGUGAAUUCUAAUAGCUAAUAUUUUCCCAGAUCACUGAAAAGUCGCUUGAUAGCUUUAAAAGAAAAAUCUCCACGAUGCGUGUAAUUAAUUUUCAUACGACAGAAAUCGAACGAAAUGAGAUAGGUGCAAUUCAUUAGCACUUUUUUUGGAAAUUCGUGCAGAUAUAUGAGAAGGAUACAAGAUUGUAUUUUUGGAAUCUACAAUCGAGGAACAACUUGUACACACAAACUUAUAGGACGCGCGUUAGAAAAAAAAACUUUAUUAUUGUGAUAAACUUUUAUCAGAAUAACUGGUCUGCAAUUGAUUUUGAAAUUGAAUGUAUUCUCUUGUUGCUGGAAAAGGGGAAACGAGUUAAAAUUGACGGUGCCAAAUUUGAGAAGAAGAAGAUAAAAAAUAAAUAAAUGAAAAAAAAAAAUAAAUAAAAAUAAAAAAACAAAAAGUGAGAAAGGAUUUUGAAAGCGCUCAACGACAGAAACGUUUCGAAUCGGUUCCAAUGGCUUCGAUUAUUACUUUUAAUCAAUUUUAAAUCGAUAAACAAUGUGUUAUUAUUUUUAAUCAAAAUCAAUUUUGUUAAUUUUAUUCAUUUUUUUUUUCUUGUUGUUUGAACAUGUUUUAAUUUCUUUCCUAUUUAAUUAUUUCAAAGCGUUUUUCUUUCAUGUCGAAUUAUUAUUUGUUUUUAUUCUGCUACCGUUUUUUAAAAAAAAAAGUAUCAAACGUGCAACUUGCUAUAUAUAAUUUGAUUUGUAAAUUAUCAUCGAUUGUUCGGUUCUGGAGAGAACUGGAAGGAAAAAAAGAAAAAAAAAAGAAAAAAAAAACGAGCACCGUCCGAUCAAUGAUAAUUGUAAGUUUUUACUCGCCAAUUCUAAUUGUAGAGAACGUUCUGUUGAAAUCCAUUAAUUGACACACAUUGAUGGACACCAGAUAUACAUAGGGUAGCGUUAUUUUAUAAAUGAAAAUAAUUGUUAUUGCUAAGUACUUUUUAUUAUUUUUAGCGAACGAAGCGUGCGGUAAAAGAGGAACAUUUGUCGAAAAGCGAACUCAUACUUAUGGUACGCAUGGCCAAACGUAAUAAAACUACAGCAAUGCAUUA